This is a messenger RNA of Ziziphus jujuba (common jujube), 651 nucleotides long. RefSeq lists its product as uncharacterized. Bases 1 to 651 code for a protein of 216 amino acids. The record is from RefSeq and is a predicted model, not a curated record. The transcript has 4 exons. NCBI's taxonomy places the organism in Eukaryota, Viridiplantae, Streptophyta, Magnoliopsida, Rosales, Rhamnaceae.
AUGGUUGAUGCUGCUAAUCGUGGAUGGCGUGAUAAUAAUAGUGUAUUUAGCAAACUAACUGUAGAAAGUAAGAUACUUCCUACGCUAAAUGAAGCACUUGGAUGUAAUAAAAAUUAUUCUCAAUAUCAGAGUCGCUUGAAAUGGUUUAAAACGCAUUAUCAAACAUUUUCUCAACUCAUGUGUUUCAACUCUGGUUUUGGAUGGGAUGCAACCACACAAAGAUUCACUGCCACAGAUGAAAUAUGGGAUAAUUACUUUAAGUCUCAUCCAAACCAGAAACACCUUCGAACAGACACUUUUGCUGACUUUGAGGAUUUAAAAAUUGCUGUUGGAAAUGGAACUGCCAUUGGAAAAAACUCUAUUGGAUUGGGAGACGAUACAGAUGCAAAAAUUUAUGGACAAGAUGAAAGUACACAUGGUAGGAUAGAUGACUAUGUAUAUGAUGAGAUUAACGAGAAUGCCACUCGAGUUGAUCUUCUAGAAAAACUUUCUCAUGGUUUGGACUCGAUUGGAAAAAUUGCCACUGAAAUUCGGGAUAACAUUGGUCGCUAUAAAGCACUUGCAUUGAUUCAGAAAAUGGGAGUUAAAGAUGCAUUCUUGAAGAUGUUACCUGAAGAGCGCUCAGAAUGGAUAUCAUUUAAUAUGGAAUGA